AGUAUAGUGAAGAGCUUAAUCUAUAUUAGUUUUAGCAUUCCGACCGCCGGUGGUGCACAUCACUCGAGCGAGCGUCUCGUGAUCCAUGGUGCCCAAGGUGGCGGCCACCGCGGAGGCCAGGGGCCGGCAGGCGGCGUCCUUCGUGCUCGGCUCCGUGGCCACGCUCACCGUCGUGCUGCUCUUCCAGUACCAGACGCCGGACUACAGCCGCGCCGCCAGGUCGCCGGUGCAGUUCUCCAGCUCGGCGAGAGACGUCGUGCAGCUGCACUGCGCCAAUAGUAAUGGCACGGCGGCGCCGGUGCUCGCUGGCGGAGGAGAGGCUAACAUCACCGGCAAGCCUCCGACGACUCCUGCUGGUACUACUACUGCUGCUGUCCCCAUUGCCAAGCCAAGCAAGGCUCCUCCUGCCGCUGCUGCAUCUACAACAACUCGUCAAACCGAUCAUCAUCUUCCAAGCAGUACAGUUCUUGAGGAAGAGGGAGAGUUCAAGGGGUUGGCGGCGGCGGUGGCGCGGGUGGCGACGGAGGACCGGACGGUGAUCAUCACGUGCGUGAACCACGCGUUCGCGGCGCCCAACUCGCUGCUGGACCUCUUCCUGGAGAGCUUCCGCGUCGGCGAGGGCACGGCGGAGCUCCUCCGCCACGUCCUCGUCGUCGCCAUGGACCCCACGGCGCUCUCCCGCUGCCGCGCCGUCCACCCUCACUGCUACCUCUACACCAUGCCCGGCAUCGACUUCGCCUCCGAGAAGUUCUUCGCCUCCAAGGACUACCUCGAGCUCGUCUGGAGCAAGCUCAAGCUCCAGCGCCGCGUCCUCCAGCUCGGCUACAACUUCCUCUUCACAGACGUUGACAUCGUGUGGCUGAGGAACCCGUUCAAGCACGUGGCGGUGUACGCGGACAUGGCGAUCUCGAGCGACGUCUUCUUCGGCGACCCGGACAACAUCGACAACCUCCCCAACACGGGCUUCUUCUACGUGAAGCCGAGCGCGAGGACGAUCGCCAUGACCAGGGAGUGGCACGAGGCGCGGAGCUCGCACCCGGGGCUGAACGAGCAGCCGGUGUUCAACCACAUCAAGAAGGGGCUCGUCGGGAAGCUCAAGCUCAAGGUGCAGUACCUGGACACGGCGUUCGUCGGCGGGUUCUGCAGCUACGGCAAGGACCUCGGCAAGAUCUGCACCAUGCACGCCAACUGCUGCAUCGGCCUCGCCUCCAAGAUCAGAGACCUUCGAGGCGUUCUUGACGACUGGAAGAACUACACCAGCAUGCCGCGCUGGGCCAAGCCCAACGCCAGAUGGACCGUCCCCGGUAAAUGCAUCCAUUGAUUUUUUAGGUAGCUUUAUUUACACACACAGGGUGAAUUUUUUUUGUUUGUUGUAUUACUGUAUACAUGACAGAUAAGUACUUAUAUGCAUGCAUGGUGGGCAAAAUAUAUGAUGAUAUGAUCGAUAUGAAUAGCAUUCUAGUUGUAAAGAUGACGUGGUAUGAUUGAAUGAGAAGACGUACAUCCAUCCGAAAGAUAGAACCAAACAG
Messenger RNA from Oryza brachyantha (malo sina), 1529 nucleotides. RefSeq lists its product as uncharacterized. The transcript is spliced from 3 exons. The coding region runs from base 86 to 1321 and encodes 411 amino acids. The record is from RefSeq and is a predicted model, not a curated record. Lineage: Eukaryota; Viridiplantae; Streptophyta; Magnoliopsida; Poales; Poaceae.